AGGGGGCGGGCCCCGGCCGUGUUUGGGGUCGGGAAAGCGAUCAGGUCGCCCCCUCCUCGGAUUCCCCCGCCUUCCAAUGCGGCCUCCAGCCCAGAGGGGGCGGUCCGGGGGCGGGGUCGCACCUCCCCUUUUCGCUCCCAAUCCCGCGGCUGCGGGGCUGAGAUGGGCAGGGGGUGUCAGGUCGCCCCCCGCGGUUGGAGAAUUUCCCCCCAUCCAGAACGCGCUCCUGGUCCCCGGUCCCGAGGACACACUCUGCUGCCGCCCUCCCAGGGGUCUCAGGCGGCUGCAGUCGUGUCCUCCGCGUCCCGGCGGCCGCGGAGCAGGAGGGGCCCGCCCCAGGAGUGACGCAGCCGUUGCCAUGGGUCGCCUUAUAAAUAACCGGGCUCAGGAGAAACUUUAGCGAGUCAGAGCCGCGCACGGGACCGGGAAAGCGACCCACUGGAGGGGUCCAGCCGCCAGCCCCCGCACUAAUAGCGGCCACCUCGGCAGCGGCGAUAGCAGCAGCAGCGACACAGCAACGACAGCUCGGAACAGGGAGGCCGCGCCACCUGCGGGCCGGCCGGAGCGGGCAGCCUCUAGCCCCCUCCCCGGGCACCCGCGUUCAUGCAACGCCUGGUGGCCUGGGACCCAGCAUGUCUCCCCCUGCCGCCGCCUCCUGCCUUUAAAUCCAUGGAAGUGGCCAACUUCUACUACGAGGCGGACUGCUUGGCUGCUGCGUACGGCGGCAAGGCGGCCCCCACGGCCAGACCCGGGCCGCGCCCCCCCGCCGGCGAGCUGGGUAGCAUAGGCGACCACGAGCGCGCCAUCGACUUCAGCCCGUACCUGGAGCCGCUGGGCGCGCCGCAGGCCCCGGCGCCGGCCACCGCCACGGCCACGGACACCUUUGAGGCGGCUCCGCCUGCGCCCGCCCCCGCGCCCGCCUCCUCCGGGCAGCACCACGACUUCCUCUCCGACCUCUUCUCCGACGACUACGGGGGCAAGAACUGUAAGAAGGCGGCCGAGUACAGCUACGUGAGCCUGGGACGCCUGGGGGCCGCCAAGGGCGCGCUGCACCCCGGCUGCUUCGCGCCCCUGCACCCGCCGCCCCCGCCGCCGCCGCCGCCCGCCGAGCUCAAGGCGGAGCCGGGCUUCGAGCCCGCGGACUGCAAGCGGAAGGAGGAGGCCGGAGCGCCGGGCGGCGGCGCCGCAGGCAUGGCGGCCGGCUUCCCGUACGCGCUGCGCGCCUACCUCGGCUACCAGGCGGUGCCGAGCGGCAGCAGCGGGAGCCUCUCCACGUCUUCGUCGUCCAGUCCUCCAGGCACGCCGAGUCCAGCAGACGCCAAGGCGCCCCCGGCCGCCUGCUACGCUGGAGCCGCGCCGGCGCCCUCGCAGGUCAAGACCAAGGCCAAGAAGACCGUGGACAAGCACAGCGACGAGUACAAGAUACGGCGCGAGCGCAAUAACAUCGCCGUGCGCAAGAGCCGCGACAAGGCCAAGAUGCGCAACCUGGAGACGCAGCACAAGGUUCUGGAGCUCACGGCCGAGAACGAGCGGCUCCAGAAGAAGGUGGAGCAGCUGUCGCGCGAGCUCAGCACCCUGCGGAACUUGUUCAAGCAGCUGCCCGAGCCCCUGCUCGCCUCUUCUGGCCACUGCUAGCCGGGCCCCCGCGCGCGUCCCCCUGCCGGCCGGUGUCCGCGCCGCCGGGCGCGCCGUGGCCGCUGAGACUCCGGGGAGCCCCGCGCUCUCGCUCCGCCCCCGCUCCCGGUGGCGCCGGCAAAACUUUGGCAUUGGGGCACUUGGCAGCGCGGGGAGCCCGUCGGUAAUUUUAAUAUUUUAAUAUAUAUAUAUCUAUAUUUUUGUCCAAACCAACCGCACAUGCAGAUGGGCCGCCCGUCCGGGGUGUUAUUUAAAGAAGAAACGUCUAUGUGUACAGAUGAAUGAUAAACUCUCUGCCUUUCCUCUGCCCCCUCUCCAGGCGCCGGCGGGCGGGCCGGUUUCGAAGUUGAUGCAAUCGGUUUAAACAUGGCUGAACGCGUGUGUACACGGGACUGACGCAACCCACGUGUAACUGUCAGCCGGGCCCUGAGUAAUAGCUUAAAGAUGUUCCUACGGGGUUGUUGCUGUUGAUGUUUUUUUUUGUCUUUUUUUUUGUAUUAUAAAAAAAUCUAUUUCUAUGAGAAAAGAGGCGUCUGUAUAUUUUGGGAAUCUUCCGUUUCAAGCAUUAAGUAAGAACACUUUUAAUAAACUUUUUUUUUGAGAAUGGUUAAAAA
Messenger RNA from Nycticebus coucang (slow loris), 2249 nucleotides. It is a transcript of the gene CEBPB, whose product is annotated as CCAAT enhancer binding protein beta. Gene Ontology annotation, molecular function: DNA-binding transcription factor activity, RNA polymerase II-specific; RNA polymerase II cis-regulatory region sequence-specific DNA binding. NCBI's taxonomy places the organism in Eukaryota, Metazoa, Chordata, Mammalia, Primates, Lorisidae. Gene Ontology annotation, biological process: regulation of transcription by RNA polymerase II; regulation of cell differentiation; DNA-templated transcription. The transcript has a single exon. The record is from RefSeq and is a predicted model, not a curated record. Bases 604 to 1635 code for a protein of 343 amino acids.